CUUGGCACCAUCACCUCACUUGAACUAUGAUGAGAACUCUCCUGGCCAAAGUAUCUCCCCAAGAGAAAGAGCUUCUGCAAAGCAGAAAAACAAUCCAAGAAGCGAGGUCUGGGGAGCUCCAGAGAAAGUGAGGCAAAGGGCAAGGGAACUUGUGGUCACCCCAUGUCUUCGCAGAUCAAAGCAGGAGCAAGAAGUCCAAGUCCACUGAACCUGCCAUGCCAGCUCCUCUGCUUCCGCUACUGCUGCGAACACUGUUGUCCCGCCUACUGCUGCCUGCUGCCCGUCUGGCCCGCCAGUACCUCCUGCCCCUGCUGCGCCGACUGGCUCAACGCCUGGGCUCCCAGGGCACACGCGAGGCUUUGCUGGGCUGCCUGUUGUUUGUCCUCAGCCAGCGACAGCCGCCAGAAGCCACCGGGGAGGCCUCCCAAGUGGCUGACCGACCAGAGAGGAGGAAGGAAUUAGGCCGCCAAAAGUGAGGGGCUGCGAGUCUGGUUGCAGCAGGUGUAUUCCUCAAAAAGUUUUCUUUCAGAUUAAGAGUCCUGGCACCAGCACUGAUUGUAGCCUGUCUAGUGG
Molecule: messenger RNA, 573 nt
Organism: Ochotona princeps (American pika)
Lineage: Eukaryota; Metazoa; Chordata; Mammalia; Lagomorpha; Ochotonidae
Gene: MYMX
Product: myomixer, myoblast fusion factor
Exons: 1
Coding region: 216-476 (86 amino acids)
Biological process (GO): skeletal muscle organ development; myoblast fusion
Cellular component (GO): plasma membrane; Golgi membrane; endoplasmic reticulum membrane
Source: RefSeq, a predicted model, not a curated record